AUGGCCGUGAGUCGAGGAUUGGAGAGCCUUUUACAGGAAGCUGCAAAGUUUUAUGCAGCAAAAGAUUACGAAGCGUCGACGGAUCUUUAUUCUGAGUUAAACGAACUUUACUACGCGCUUAGGGACGAAAACAAUGCAGACUACAUGUAUCUGUACGGGAAGUCACUGUAUCAGCUAGCUAUGAGCAAGUCAGAAGUUUUCGCGGUUGACCCGACUGAGGGCGACGUCGAAGAAGAAGAUGACGACGAGGGAGACGCGACGGCAAAGAAAAACUUGUUCCAGUUCAACGAGACGCUCGCGGAGGGCGAUGGACCAGGGGAUGAGAAGGAGUCAAAGCAGGAGGAAGAGGAAGAAGAUGGGGCGAAUGACGACGCAGGGCCAAACGAGGAAGAAGAGAUAAAUACUGCAGAACCCCGUGACGAUUUCGAGAGCGCGUGGGAGAUUCUCGAACUUACGCGGGCUAUGUUCAAAAGCCAGGGUAGUAAUCCAGAAAAUGUCCAGAAACUGUCAGAAACCCUGGACCUAUUGGGCGAAAUUUCACUCGAAACGGCAAAUUUUGCCCAGGCGGUCGAUGAUUUUAGGGAAUGCUUGCAACUCCGCGAGAAUGUUUACGGUGCAGAAGAUCCUACGCACAGACUUAUCAUCGAGUCUCAUUACAAGCUGUCUCUUGCACUAGAGUUCGAUCCUACUCAGACAGAAUCGUGCAAAAUGCACUUGAAAAGCGCUGCUGAACUUCUGGACAAGCGCAUCCAAGACAAUAGGGCAGAAGACGGAGACGAAGAUCUGGUUAAAGAGCUUCGCUUGAAGCUGCAAGAUCUUGAUACAACACCUGAUCCUUUGGCCAUGCUCAAAAAGGAGGGUCUUACGCAAUUGAAGCAUGCCAUGGCUCAGACUGGCGCCGGCUCCAGUUCCAGUGCACAAACCGCACCUGUAAACGAUUUGACGGCCAUGGUGAAGAAAAGGAAGCCCAAAUGUGAUCCUGUGGGCAAGGAAAAUCCUAAGAAACCCAAAUGA
Messenger RNA from Lachancea mirantina, 1014 nucleotides. NCBI's taxonomy places the organism in Eukaryota, Fungi, Ascomycota, Saccharomycetes, Saccharomycetales, Saccharomycetaceae. The record is from the annotation of a GenBank genome assembly.